AUCUCACUCUUCAACCCUUUCCCUUUGAAACCUUAUCCUCUCCUAUACAUUUCUCUCGCACUACCAACACUGCACUCCUCUUGCAGCCAUGUCUUCCUCUACCUCUUCCCUCCACUUUCUCUCUCUAUGCCCCAAAACCCUAACCCUCUCCAACCCUAAACCAGCCACCGCCUCACUCUCUCUCUAUUCUAUCUCAUCGCUCAGGACAACCCCUCCCAAAUCCAUCUCCAUAUCUCCUUCGUUUCUUUCCUCUUUCACAAGACCCUCCGAGUCUUCGCCGUCACUCUUCGUUCGAAACGUCGCCGUCUCCGACUUCGACCAAGAAGAGGUCUUCACCGGGGAGGUGGAGCCAAGUUUCGCUCCAGACCUCAAACUCUUCGUCGGGAACUUGCCCUUCAGCGCUGACAGUGCCGCCCUAGCCGACUUGUUCGGAGAAGCCGGAACUGUCGAGAUGGUUGAGGUUAUAUAUGACAAGAAAACUGGGAGAAGCCGGGGGUUUGGUUUUGUGACCAUGUCUACAGCGGAAGAAGUUGAAGCUGCUGUUGAAAGAUUUAAUGGCUAUCAAUUCGAUGGACGGUCAUUGAGGGUGAAUUCUGGGGCGCCCCCUCCGAGGGAAGAAUCUUCUUUUAGAGGUCCCAGGAGUGGUGGUUCAAGUUUUGAUAACAACAAUAGGCUUUACGUGGGUAAUCUUUCUUGGGGCGUUGAUGAUUUGGCACUCCAGAACUUGUUUAGUGAGCAAGGGAAGGUCGUGGAAGCCAGGGUGGUUUAUGACAGGGACAGUGGUAGAUCAAGGGGUUUUGGAUUUGUAACUUAUAGCUCUGCGGAGGAAGUCGACAGAGCAAUUGAAUCGUUUGAUGGCGCUGACUUGAAUGGCAGGGCGAUCCGGGUGUCUGUAGCAGAAGCUAGGCCAAAGCGAUUUUGAUCAUUGGAUCUUUAAUGCUUCCUUCAACCAAUAAUAACUUAGGUCCCGGGGAUAUGGAGCUGGGAGUCUAUCUUGCAGUUUCAUCAAUAUUUUGGAGAACACAACACACCGUUUAACCUCGAUGCAGAAGAUCAAGAGCCUACAAAUAUGUUGAGCUUUUCAAUGUAUGUUCUGAGUGCCAUGUUUCAGACAAGACACUGAUACGUAAUUCAUGGCUUGUCACUUUCAAUCAUUUAGGUACUUGAAUUGUUGAAUCAUUUGAUUAUUUAUUAUAUGUAAUUUGAAGAAUUUUGUGAUUGUUGAAUGAAUUUACAGGGAAAUGUAAA
Molecule: messenger RNA, 1248 nt
Organism: Cornus florida
Lineage: Eukaryota; Viridiplantae; Streptophyta; Magnoliopsida; Cornales; Cornaceae
Product: 29 kDa ribonucleoprotein A, chloroplastic
Exons: 5
Coding region: 89-922 (277 amino acids)
Cellular component (GO): cytosol
Molecular function (GO): mRNA binding
Source: RefSeq, a predicted model, not a curated record